Molecule: messenger RNA, 414 nt
Organism: Mya arenaria
Lineage: Eukaryota; Metazoa; Mollusca; Bivalvia; Myida; Myidae
Product: regenerating islet-derived protein 3-gamma-like
Exons: 4
Coding region: 3-398 (131 amino acids)
Source: RefSeq, a predicted model, not a curated record
CCAUGAACGUGAACACUGAAAGCUGGAUGCAAGCAUCAAUUCUUUGCCGUGGGUAUGGAGCUACACUUGUCGUAAUAGACAGCGCUGAGAAGCAAGCUCAGGUUGAAUCGUACUUGGUUUCAAAACUUGGUGGAACGACGACGGAUACAGUGUGGAUUGGGAUAACAAACACAUUUGGUGAAUAUGUAGCAGGCAACGGAGGCUGGAUCAAUUAUGGGCAAGGGCCCCAAACCUACACAAACUGGGAAACUGGUUAUCCGUUGACGACGUCGAAGUACAACUGUGGUUAUAUGCUCAAUGGGAGCCCAAACACUAAGUGGAGGAACGCACAAUGCCUUGACAGCAAAAAAGCCGUUUGCGAGUAUCCAUCGGAACAGACUACACCAACUAAACGCUGACAUCCCUAAUUUUGUG